Messenger RNA from Formica exsecta, 1762 nucleotides. RefSeq names its product leucine-rich repeat-containing protein 58. The record is from RefSeq and is a predicted model, not a curated record. Lineage: Eukaryota; Metazoa; Arthropoda; Insecta; Hymenoptera; Formicidae. The transcript has 5 exons. The coding region runs from base 320 to 1366 and encodes 348 amino acids. Gene Ontology annotation, molecular function: protein binding.
ACCAACUCGCGCCGCUGGAGCGGCGAUGAUAGAUGAUAAAAGGAAUAAAAGCGAGAACACGCUGAUAAAGCGCAGAUAUCAUGCGGCCGGGGUGAUCCAUGCGCUGCCGAUUGCCGAGUGCAUCGUUAGUUUUCGUUUCAUUCGUGUCAAUUCGUUUGCCUAAAAUUAAAUAACGCGUAUUGUAUUUUCCGAAAGUGUUAAUUCAGCAGAGGUAACAAGCAGGAUUGUCUCCUUCGCGAGGACAAAACAAGUAAUAACGUUAUAUAAAUGAAUAUAAAUGGAUAAGAAGAUUGAAAUAAGUGAAUGUUAAAGCUCAAUUAUGGAAAACUACACAUCGGACUCCAGCGAUUCGGAUUCCAAUCUGAGAACGUUGGAUCUAUCCUAUCUGUCACUGGAUGAUGAAAUAAUGGAUAAGCAAUUCCUUAAUACCAAAUGCCCGGAGCACGUGGAUACUUUAUUAUUGAGUCAGAACCGUCUCACAACUCUUCCUAUCAGUAUCAACAAGUUUACCAGCCUGAAUUCCCUUGAUAUUUCGAAUUGCGGCCUUGCUAAAUUGCCAAAUUUUUGGGAAGAUUGCCCUUUGACUUGUUUGAUCGCAAAACACAACAACCUGACCAAUGAUGGAUUGGCUAAAGAUUUUGAAAAUUUGGCUAAUUUAAGGGAACUCAAUUUGAGCGGCAAUAGGCUCACGGAGUUUCCUAAUCAAGUGCUCGACCUAGCUGUUUUGAGAUACCUUUACUUGGGUGGUAAUCGUAUCAAUGAGAUUACCAAGAAUAUCUGGAAACUACAAAGGUUACGAGUUUUAUCGAUGGGAGACAAUAGAUUAACAGAGGUGCCGUGCACUCUCGGUCAGCUAAAAGCCCUGCAAGCUCUUGUGCUUUGCGAUAAUAUGUUGGAGAGCUUGCCAAGCUCGAUAGCCAAUUUGACAAAUCUAAAAACUUUAUCGCUUCAUAAGAACAGGCUGCGGACAUUGCCUACUGAAAUAAUAACAUUGAAAUGUCUAACCGAGUUAUCUCUCCGAGACAAUCCGCUGGUGGUGGGAUUUGUAUCCGAUAUGACGCAUGAUCCGCCGUCAUUAUUGGAAUUAGCAGCGCGUGUCAUCAAGACCAACGACGUUCGCUACGACGAUGAGAGUUUACCACGCAACCUAGUGCAGUACCUUAAUAGCGCUCAUCAUUGUGUCAAUCCCAAAUGCAAGGGCGUUUUCUUCAAUAAUCGCGUGGAGCACAUCAAGUUCGUUGAUUUCUGUGGCAAGUAUCGCUUACCGCUGCUACAAUACUUAUGUAGCAGCAAAUGCAUUGAAUUACGCGAUAACGAUGAGGAGCUCGUGAGCGGUGCCAUGAUUAGGAAGGUACUUCUCGGCUAAUGAGAUCUUGAAGAUAUAUUUCUGUAAUGCUGAAAAUUUUCAAGACUAUUUCACCAUCAUUUUUCUUCACUGAGAAAGUUAAUUUUUACUUCCGAAAAUCUGCUUGUGUUUUUAUCAAUAAUAUAAGACCUAUAGACAUAUAUAAGGGAGUAAAAAUGUGUGCUGCAGUACGUUGGAUAUUACAUAAAUCUAUAAAGACGUAUAUAAUGCGUCUUAUAUAAAUAUUUGUUUUGUCUUUUUCUGUACAUCAAGUAUAUAGUAUAUAUCACAGUGAUACAUAUACGUACACACGCAAAAUUAUUCUGUGUGCGGUAAUACACUGAAUGACAAGAAUUGAGCGGCGAUUAACAUUAUUGUUAAUAUUUUAUUGUGUUAAAUAAACCACAAAAUGUACAA